AUGUCUGAGCCUGGGCAACAACAGACGUGGAGGAAGAAAGGAGCAGAAAGCCUUUUGCUGUUUCUGCUUACGUUGCUGCUCUCUGCCCCUUCACAGGUCAACAACAAUGGGGUGGUUUCCUUUUCCGUGCCCGUCCCAGAAUACACCCCCAAAGCCAUCCCCUUGGUAGAUGGAAAGGCCUUUGUUGCCCCUUUCUGGGCGGAUGCCAACAUUAUGCUAGGUGGCUAUGUCUAUUACCGGCAGACGCAGAAACCAGAACUGCUGAGAAAAGUCACCCAGGACAUUAAUAACUACUUCCCUGAAAUCCAUUUCAGGGCCACCUGGCUCUUCAUUGCCACCUGGGACCAUGUAGCCUAUUUCGGAUCUUUGUCCAGGAAGGUAAACACCUUCCAGGCUGUCUUAUGUACUGAUGGCCAUGUUUCCUUUAUGAUGCUCAACUAUGCAGACAUCCAAUGGACUACAGGGGCAGCAAGUCAGGGAAAUCCCAGAACAGGUUUAGGAGGAAUCCCAGCACAGGCCGGCUUCAACAGUGGCGAUGACAAGCACUACUACAACAUCCCUAGCUCCCGCACUCCUCAAGUCAUCAACAUUACAAAAACUAGCAACGUGGAUGUGCCAGGACGCUGGGUGUUCCAGGUGGACAAUUUCAUAUCGGCUGGAGACCCUGAAGAGCUUACGCCUAAGAAAGAAGAACCAGAAGUCCCCCAGAAAGAAGAGGACCUCCCUGAGCAAGAAGCAGGACAUCUGAACCAUGAGGACAACCAGGAGGUUCCUGAAGAACAGUCACAGGUGUCACAGGUGGACAGUGAUGAGGAUGAGAGUGAUCACUGUGAAUGUCAGAUGGUGCCUAGAGAAGGAGCUUCCCAGCGCUAA
Molecule: messenger RNA, 873 nt
Organism: Lacerta agilis (Sand lizard)
Lineage: Eukaryota; Metazoa; Chordata; Lepidosauria; Squamata; Lacertidae
Product: alpha-tectorin-like
Exons: 5
Coding region: 1-873 (290 amino acids)
Biological process (GO): cell-matrix adhesion
Source: RefSeq, a predicted model, not a curated record